This is a messenger RNA of Ipomoea nil (Japanese morning glory), 3398 nucleotides long. RefSeq names its product telomere length regulation protein TEL2 homolog. Gene Ontology annotation, biological process: telomere maintenance via telomerase; protein stabilization. The transcript has 13 exons. The coding region runs from base 105 to 3161 and encodes 1018 amino acids. Lineage: Eukaryota; Viridiplantae; Streptophyta; Magnoliopsida; Solanales; Convolvulaceae. Gene Ontology annotation, molecular function: telomeric repeat DNA binding; Hsp90 protein binding. The record is from RefSeq and is a predicted model, not a curated record. Gene Ontology annotation, cellular component: cytosol.
AUGUAUUAUGUAAUUGAUAAUUCUUUAUUGCACUCCUAGGCAAGCUACCUAGCAGAAGGGGUACUAGUACUCUGUAAACAUCACUAUACCUUACCUGGGCAGCCAUGGAAGAUUUCCAUGCAGGACCAGAGAGUUGCUGGAGACAAGUGGAGAAGGCAAUUACAGAGAAAGUGGGCCGGGUCGUCUGCUCCAUCAAGGACGCAGGCCACGUCGACCAAGUCAUCGUCGCUCUUCACUCUCUCGCUGUUUCGCUAUUCCCCGUCGAUUCUUGCUCCUUCUUAGGUAGUAUUGAUAUGCAGUUCAGAGAACAGGUUCAAAGCGCGCUGGUGCCAGAUUCUGAUAAGAGAAGUCAAUGGCAACAGAUUUUCUAUAAAGGUGCUGCAUUUCCAAUGCUGGCACGAGUUUUGUUACAUGAUGUGGCUUUGGAUUGGCUAGCAUGUUUCCCCACUUCUGCAAGAGUACAUGUAUAUGAUGUGUUUUUUACAAAUGGUCAAUUCACUGAGGUCAUACAGGCAUUAGUUCCUUGCUUACAAGGAAGAGGUCUUGGCACUCAUAAUCUCAAUGCAGUGUGCUCAAAUGCUGAAAGAUUACUUCUACUUUGCUUGUUUGAGAAUGAUGGUAUCCACCAAAUGGUUAUAGAAUUUGCCAGAGACUGUCAAUCUGAAGGUUCUGCCAAUGAAUCUGUCCGGCACAUUAUUUUCAGGGUGGCGCAACUUAUUACAUCUAUUCCUGACAAAGCACGAGCAGGUGCGCCUACUUCACUCUCAUCACCCUUAUUUUUUAAGCAUAUUACCACUCAAAUACUUGCCGGAGCAGAAGAAUGGGACAAGAAUUUGGAUGAAACUGCUUAUUUUGAUAAGAAUAAAGCUGAUAGUACUAUUCUAUUUGUUGGGGAAGCUUUUGCUCGCAUUUGUCGUCGAGGGUUUGCAGAUGUGCUGUUAAGUGAAUUGAUUCCUAGAAUCCUUAGAGGUGUUCAGAGCUUGCUACAGCCGUCUGCUGAUAUGACUGUUAGUGAAACAUUUGAGUCAAAACCUGGCCUUCGUUUUUUGUUGAAGAUAAUGGAGGGAGUUCAAGACCCUCACUCUGUAGAAAGGUUGUCUGAGCAACUUCUGAAUCAGCUAGCAGCUCAAAGUGUAAGAGAUGCUGAAGCAUAUUGGAUUUUAUGGGUCUUGUUCAAUCAAAUUUAUAAGCAGAAAACAUCAAUUAGGUCCAUGUUUCGUGAGAAAUUUUUACUCUGGAAAGUAUUCCCUAUAUGUUGCUCAAGAUGGAUUCUCCACUUUGCUGUUUUUGAAUGUGCACCUAGUACUUCUUUGGCUCCAAAAGCCUGUAAUGUCCAUGCUCUUAUGGAUACCGUGCAACACCUCACCACAGUGUGGUCCAAAAGAGAAUUUGUUCAAUCAGCCCCAAUUGAGCAGCAAGCGUACAUAACUGCUGCUUUAGGCCUUUGCCUGGAGAAGAUGUCAAAGGAAGAUUUAGAUGCAACCAAGGAUGCACUGCAGUCAAUACUUCAAGGAGUUAGCUGUAGGUUGCAGAGCCCUGAUCAUUUGGUUCGAAAGAUGGCUAGCAACGUUGCUUUAGCAUUUUCUCUUAUAAUUGAUCCAAAAAAUCCUCUGUAUCUAGAUGAUAGUUGCCACGAUGAGGCAAUUGACUGGGAGUUUGGUUUAGUAAACCUUGGUAAGGGUUCUCUGCCUAUGCGGAACUGCACAAAUGAAGAUAUGAGCAGAGUAAAGAAUUGUUCAUCCACAAUAGCAAGAAAGGAGUUUGAUGACAAAGGUCCGUCCAAUAAUGUGAUGGAUAAUUGUAAGAGAUUGUCCGAAUGCAAAUUGGUUGAUCCCGAUGAGAUUGUUGAUCCUGCAUCUUUGAUUACUGAGCUGGCCCCUUAUGAAGAUGAUAAUGAUAUUGGAAAUGAAGAUUCUGACUUCUCUAGUGAUUCAUCUUUGCAGCCAUAUGAUUUAUCAGAUGACGAUGCAGAUUUGGAAAUAAAAUUUUCACAGUUGGUUGAUGUGAUUGGAGCACUAAGAAAACCUGAUGAUGGCAAGGGUGUUGAAAAGGCUCUUGAUGUUGCUGAGAAACUUGUCCGAGCAACUCCUGAUGAGCUUAAAUUUGUAGCUGGUGAUCUCGCCAGAACACUUGUACAGGUCCGCUGUUCUGAUUCAACCGUUGAGGGAGAAGAAGAAUCGGCUGAAGAUAAGAGGGAAAAAGCCUUAGUUGCUUUGAUUGCCAUGUGUCCAAAUGAAUCGCUCAAUGAGCUAAACAAAUUGCUAUAUUCUCCAAAUCUAGAUGUAAGCCAGCGGAUAUUGAUUCUUGAUGUCAUGACAGAUGCUGCUCAGGAACUUGCAAAUACUCGAACUUCAAAACCCAAACAACAUUCUAGAUUGCUCAUAUCUUCCAUGUCAGACCAGCCAUGGUUUGUGCCAAGGGAUAUUGGGCCACCUGGAGCUGGUUCCUGGAAGGAGAUUUCAACUCCAGGAACUCCUUUGAAUUGGUCUUACUCUUAUGAGAGAGAGCUUCCCUCUAAACCAAGUCAGGUUAAGAAAGGGAAGAUGCGUCGUUGGAGCCUUCAAUCACCAAAACAAGAAAAUCAGGUUGAGUGGUCCUUGAAUAAAUUUCCGCAAUAUGCAGCUGCAUUUAUGCUUCCAGCUAUGCAGGGAUAUGAUAAGAAAAGACAUGGUGUUGAUUUGCUUGAUAGAGAUUUCAUUGUCUUGGGAAAACUUAUCUACAUGCUUGGUGUCUGUAUGAAGUGUGCAGCUAUGCAUCCAGAAGCAUCUGUUUUGGCAUCUCCUCUGUUGGAUUUGCUGAGAUCAAGGGAGGUAUCUUAUCAUAAGGAAGCAUACGUUAGGAGAUCUGUGCUUUUUGCAGCAUCAUGCAUAUUGAUUUCUCUUCACCCCUCUUUCAUCACAUCUGCCCUAACUGAAGGAAAUGCUGACAUUUUAAAAGGGCUUGAAUGGGUUCGCACAUGGGCCCUAAACGUAGCUGAAUCAGAUACAGAUAGGGAGUGCUACACGCUGGCAAUGACCUGUGUUCAACUCCAUUCUGAGAUGGCAUUGCAAGUUUCUCGAGCACUUGAUUCGGUAGAAAACACAUCAAGAGCAAGUCAUACCAUUUUGCCAUCAAAUAUGGUGAGACAUGCUAUUAAAAUCCCCCAUUCUAUUGGAAUAUAAAGUCUACUGGUUGGUGAUUUUUAGUACAUGAGAACUUUGGUUUAAAAGUUAGGGUUAGGUACAACAUUGUGUGUUAGUGCAGAAAUUGAAAUGCACUAUUUGGGCUAAUUUAAUUUUGAUACAAAUCAUCUGUUUAUAGUUAGCUAGCCUUACCAAUUAUUGUAUGAACUAUGAAGAGGAUUUAAACUAAGUUGAAGUGUGAUAAACGUACUUUAUUGAUUUGAUAUAUACUUGGCC